Messenger RNA from Coccinella septempunctata (seven-spotted ladybird), 1634 nucleotides. RefSeq names its product protein lethal(2)essential for life (gene l(2)efl). Gene Ontology annotation, molecular function: protein folding chaperone. Lineage: Eukaryota; Metazoa; Arthropoda; Insecta; Coleoptera; Coccinellidae. The record is from RefSeq and is a predicted model, not a curated record. Gene Ontology annotation, biological process: response to heat; protein refolding. The transcript is spliced from 2 exons. Bases 160 to 747 code for a protein of 195 amino acids.
CUCACACUGGUUAUUUUGGGAAAGACGAAAACCUAAAACGUGUGGGUUGCAUCGGAAUAUACCAGAAUCAUCUUCGAUAUUUAGUCAGUUUGUGAAUUUCAGGCUAGGGAUUCUAUAGUGUGUUUCAGCAGUGGGAUAAUAGCAAGCAGUUUCAUAAAAAUGUCUAUGGUACCGCUCAUCUUCAGGGACUGGUGGGACGACGAAGAAUUUUACCGUCCAUCCCGUCUCUUCGACCAAAACUUCGGCCUGGGCCUUCGCAGGGAUGACCUCAUCAACUCUCUCAGCACCAUCCGCCCCAGAAGCCCAUUAUUUAGAAACAGCUACCUCCGACCAUGGAGCCCAUCUCCGGUUCUCCAGAGGCAAAACUCAGCGUCCACCAUACAGCAGGACAAGGAGAAAUUCCAGGUGAUACUCGACGUGCAGCAGUUUACCCCGGAAGAAAUCACAGUCAAGACUUCCGGAAAGAGCAUAGUCGUGGAGGGAAAACACGAGGAGAAACAGGAUGAGCACGGUUUCAUUUCCAGGCAUUUCGUCAGGAGGUACAUCCUGCCGGAGGACCAUAAUAUCGAGGAUGUAGUAUCUUCGCUCUCGUCUGACGGAAUAUUGACUGUUACUGCUCCCAAGAAACAAAUCCAAGCAGCAUCCGGAGACAGAGUAAUUCCCAUCACACAGACUGGACCUGCAAAGCCCACUGUGCAGCCUGUUGCUGAUAGUGCGCAGCCCAAGGUUGAACAGCCUCAAAAGUAAAACGAUACUCUAUUCACACUAUGGUACAUUUAUUUUAUAAUCUCUGAAAGCUAUUUAAUACUUAUGAGACAUACGGCUUAUUGUGAAGUGCUAUGCGAAAAUAUUUUUUUCGAAAUGUAUAAUUCCGACUUGGGAUUCUGAGGUACAAGUAGGAAUUCUGAGAUACAAGUCAGAAUUCCGAGAUACAAGUCAGAACUUUGAGCUACAAGUCAGAAUUCUGAGAUACAAGUCGGGAUUCUUGAGAUACAAGUCGGAAUUCUGGGAUUCUUUCGACAACACUUCGAAACAAAAGUAACAAAACAAAGCUCAUUCGACCAACUAAUUCAUUUUCAAACUCCUGUCUUGUAUCUUCAGAAUUUUCACUUGUAAGUCAGGACUCUGACUCGAAUCUCAGAAUACUGGCUUGAAACACAGAAUAUUUUUUCCAACCUAGGAAUUGACAUGUAUCUCAGAAUCCCGAUUAGUAUCUCAAAAAAUAUUUCUUAUGGCAGUUGAACGCUUUCUGAACCUUUUUUUAUAUCUACAAUUUUUCACUUCACAAGAAAUAACUCAACGAUUUUGUUCAUAUUUAAUUAUUGAGAUUGAGAUGCUCCUUCCUUUUAAUGAGUGUUUGUGUUGAACCUAUCCCAUUUCCCUUGCUAGAUUUAAUUUGGUUUAUCCGUAUUUGUAAAGUAUUAUCGAUUUUUUUAUUAGAAUAGUUUGUACGUUGUCAAUGGUCUUAACUAAUCAAACUGAAGCUGUUUUCUCACUAAUUGUUGCAUUAUCUUGUGAUUCUUGUGAGCGUCAAUACUAUUUUUGUGUAUUAUUUUUGUAUUUUUUUGAUGUAUAUUUACUUAUUAAAUAAAAUAAAGUAAAGAAACGAAGUAAUAAAAUGCUUCGAUGAGAAU